Messenger RNA from Phycomyces blakesleeanus NRRL 1555(-), 357 nucleotides. RefSeq lists its product as hypothetical. Bases 1 to 357 code for a protein of 118 amino acids. Lineage: Eukaryota; Fungi; Mucoromycota; Mucoromycetes; Mucorales; Phycomycetaceae. The transcript has a single exon. The record is from RefSeq and is a predicted model, not a curated record.
AUGAAGAAUCAGCACGGGUCAUUCAUGCAAGUCUUGUUUGAGACAAGUGAUGGUAGAAGUAUCAAGCCAUACACAGGCCAAAUUCAGUACCUCUUUGUCAAUACUGCUGUAAACUCGUUUGCUGGUCAUGCGAGCCAGCAUGUAUUUGCAUAUAUACGAUGGUACAAGGAAGUUUUACUUCAGCCCAGAGCAGGAGAAGGAGUUGAGGUGAAUGAGGUGGGGUUCGAAGAUGACAGCAUGAACAGCAUUCUCCCAGUGCAUAGAAUCUGCUAUCCAGUCGCAGCAGGUGAGCACCUUGGUCUAGAAAGCAAAGUUCAGAUGUGUGUAGUUUCUUUGCCACGAAAAAUAUAUAUUUAG